CGCUCGCGAGUAGGCUGAACGCUCCGGCGUUUCGCCCCCGCCUCGCCCCGAGGCGAGGCACGUCCUCUUCCCGUCGUUGUGUAGUAUUCCGUGCGGCGGAUGAAGGCCCGGAGUUUGCGCGCAACAUGCGCAUGGAGAAGGCCAAGGCACUUCGGGAGGAACUCGACGGAGUCCGGACAAGGAGUCGAAGGCUCCUCGCCAAAGGCAACCGUCUGGUCGAGAGGGGCGUCCAGCUCAAGGCUGCGGCGGAGAGGGUGAUGCUCGGCAACGAGAUUAACAAGGAGGACGAGGCGCGCAGGCUGCUCGUCGAGCGAAAAAAGGUCAAGGAUACUCUGGAUCUCACGACGGCAAGGGCGGAGGUCCUCGCCGAGCUCGCGAGUAAGCUGGAGACUGCGAUAAUCGUACUGGAGAACGCGACGGACGAGGAGUCUGUCGACGCCGCCAAGGCCCUCGCCGCGGACACUCUUCCUGCCGCGAAGAGGGCAUCGCUCCAGGAGUUCAAAACCGCGCCGGUGAGCUCACGCCCUGCAUCGAUGGGGGAGGAUGACGUGUCACAAGAUUCGAUCGCCGAGCGGUUCGGUCGAGACUCCCUCGAGAGGGAGUUUGCCGCUUUGGAAAUAACGCAGUUGGAGCGGAUGCUGAGACUCACACCCGACGACCCGCGGAUAUCUUCCGAGGAUACGGUCGUCAAAGAAGACGACGAUGACGUCGUCGUGAGUAACACCGAGCCCGCGUGGUGGCAAGCGCCGUCGCAGCCUAAAGACGCAGACGGCGCGACGAUGACGCCGCGAGAGGCGCUCCUGGAGGUGGAUAGGGCCAGGGUAUCAUCCAAAGGAGUGCAGGGGCACCACGUCGUGGCGCUCAGGAAAUCAUGCGCGGUGCAUGGUGCGGGCACCAUCCGCGUCAGCGAUCGGCUCAUCGGGGGUAAGAAAGACACGGCGUUUCGAGCCGGGGUGGGAGCCGCCAUGACCGCCAUGGAAACCGGGGAGGGUGAAACUACCGGUUGGUCGUCGCUCGGCGGCUACGAGCCGACUGUUUUUCUGUCCGACUUGGCGCGGGAUCUGGGCGUGACGCCGGAACGGGCGGGCGUGCUGGUGGCCAACGCGACGGCGAGGAAGAGCGCCGCCGCUUUACUUCAGGCCGGAGCGUCCGUGCGGGGCGGCGAGGCGGAGAGCGCCAGGGUGGACCUGAAAAAAUUAACUUCGGUCCUGCGAACGUUUCGCGCGUGCGCGGGGGAGUACCUCGACCUGGUGGCGUUCGGUCUCGAGCAGCAGCUGUCGGAGGCUGAGAGGAAGAUCGUGUUGGGGCUCGUGCCGAAGGAGACGAGCGAGGACGUCCGCGGCGCGAUUCGAUGCGCUCUCGGCCUGUAGCUCUCGGCCUGUGCCGGGUGUACACUUUUGUCGUUCAUCAGUCCAUGAUAUACCCGGACAGAAAAAAUGCCAGCUCAUCG
Messenger RNA from Micromonas commoda, 1450 nucleotides. RefSeq lists its product with no specific name. The record is from RefSeq and is a predicted model, not a curated record. The transcript has a single exon. NCBI's taxonomy places the organism in Eukaryota, Viridiplantae, Chlorophyta, Mamiellophyceae, Mamiellales, Mamiellaceae. The coding region runs from base 126 to 1370 and encodes 414 amino acids.